Molecule: messenger RNA, 1341 nt
Organism: Aspergillus puulaauensis
Lineage: Eukaryota; Fungi; Ascomycota; Eurotiomycetes; Eurotiales; Aspergillaceae
Product: GNAT family N-acetyltransferase
Exons: 2
Coding region: 1-1341 (446 amino acids)
Biological process (GO): siderophore biosynthetic process
Source: RefSeq, a predicted model, not a curated record
AUGAGCACCGCACAGCCUACCGCAGCAUAUCCAUGGGUGAAACUCCCUCAUCCGUACCUCACUACCUACAAAAUCCACGUGGUUUCCGAUUCAAAUCCUCGACUGCUUCAACUCCGACUUCAUGAUUCGCAAGUGCCUGGCGAGCCACUGCCGAAGACCCUGCAUAAUGAUUCAUUGACCUACACAGACAUCGCUUUCGAUGAGUCCGCGAAGACAAUACCGAACAAUGACAACAGCCCUUGGGCCCGCAGUCAGAGAGCUCCAGGGAUUACCUUCCAAUGGAGUGGUGCUGAAGCGCCAACUUUCGCCCAGAUUUGGAACGUUAUCCAUGCUACCUUUCUAACCCACCCCGAUCGGGAGGUCCUUCGCUUAGACCUCAAGGGUGCUGGUAAGGAGAUUGUCCGUGAAGAAUGCAUUCGCACUGGGCUGGCAGUCGACUACCCAUCUCCUCGGGUUCCCUUCGGCAACGAGAACCAACCCUCUGGUGUUGACACUCUCAUCUUGCUGCGGUCUUCGUUCUGGCAGGGCGCUGGUUCACCCCUCGGACCACGACCUAUUUGGGCAGUUGACCAAGGAACUCACGGUCUUCUUCGCGGAUCUGGCAGUCAAUACCCCGUGAUGCCUAAGAACUACGAGGUUUCGAUGAAAUUCCCACAAGAGCGUAUCUAUGCCCGCCAUCCCGUUCGCCCUACCAAGCCUACUCCAGGCUCGCUUGUCUACAGUCGCUAUAUCCCGCACUUGGACAAGCACUUUUCGCUCAUGGUGGUUGACUGGCAAAACGACGAGCAUCUUGAGCGUUUUAACCGAUGGCAAAAUGACCCCCGGGUGGCCAAGGGCUGGAACGAGACAGGCACGCUUGACGAGCACCGCGAGUACCUGCGACGUCUACAUGAAGACAAGCACACACUGUGCCUGUUUGGGAGGUUUGAUGAGUUCGCUUUCGGGUAUUAUGAGAUAUACUGGGCAAAGGAGGAUCACUACGGAGCACACUACGAUGCUGGAGACUACGAUCGGGGUCGCCAUUCUCUAGUCGGCGAGCAUAACAUCCGCGGUGCUGAGCGCGUGAACGCCUGGUGGUCAAGCUGCAUCCACUACUGUUUCCUGGAUGAGCCACGAACCCAAUGCGUGGUGGGAGAGCCAAAGGCCAGUGGUGGCACUGUCCUCUCCUACGAGAACGCGCAGGGGCUUACUAUCCAGAGUUAUGUUGACUUGGGUCACAAACGUUCCGUCCAUGUCUUCUGCAGCCGCGAGAAAUGGUUCCAGCUUUGCCCGCUUUGGUGGGACGGGCGCGAGCGCCCGCUGGAGAGCGCAGACCGCGCAGCAUGGAACGCGAAGCUGUAG